AUCGCUGCCCCACUUCAUCUCCUUCUUAAAAAGGACGUCAAGUAUCUAUGGUCAUCCAAACAGGAAACUGCCUUUCAGGCCUUAAAAGAAAAGCUCACCACGGCCCCCGUCCUUGCCUACCCUAAUUUUUCACAAGA
Messenger RNA from Racocetra persica, 137 nucleotides. The record is from the annotation of a GenBank genome assembly. NCBI's taxonomy places the organism in Eukaryota, Fungi, Glomeromycota, Glomeromycetes, Diversisporales, Gigasporaceae.